AUGCUUCCUUAUUUUCACCCGAUCAGCCUCGCGAUCUACGCACUCAGCGUCUUCACCUACAUCUGCUGGCAAAAGUACUGCAGAAACAAGAAGAUCCGCGCUUGGGGUUGCGAAGAGGCACAACAUCAAGUCUCAGGUCUUCGAUAUGGAUUCUCUUUGUUACGCGCCGCAUAUGACCGACAAUGGCUCCCGUUCCUCGAACAGCAGCACCACCAGUACGGCCACACCUUCAGAUUCUCUAUGGCAAACAAUAAUAUGAUCUUCACUAUCUCUCCGGACAAUAUCCAAACAGUUCUGUCCACCAAAUUCAGCGACUUCGGUAUGGCGCCAAGCCGUCAGAGGGCAUGGAAGCCGUUUCUGGGGAAAGGGAUUUUUACGCUCGACGGCGAAGCCUGGUCACAUUCGAGGAAGAUGAUAACGCCUAUGUUUGCACAGAAAAGGUGGUCCGACUUCACGCAGUUUGACAGGCUAGUCGACAGAUUCCUGGCAGGUCUACCCACAGACGGCUCGACGAUCGAUAUAGAAGAUCAGUUGGAACAACUGUUCCUCAUGUCUACCACCAACUACUUUCUCGGUGAAGAUGCGGCAACCUCUCCGCUUUUUCGACUGAACGGCUCAGAGCAAAACACAACCUCGUCGACUCACGGACAACGCUUCUCGGAAGCGAUCAAACGAUCCGAGCGGAUGACAGCGUGGCGAACAAUAUUGAGCCAAGUCUACUGGGUCUUCAACACCCGUACAUAUCACCGGGACAAUCGAACCAUCCAGAACUUUGCUGAUUAUUUCGCGGACCGGGCCGUCGAGCGCAGGAAAAUGGGGAAGGUCGAGCAGUCUGACCCUGGUUUCACGUACCUGGACAGUCUGGCAGAGCACGCCAGUGACCGUCAGGCUCUGCGCAGUCAGAUCUCCCAGGUAUUCAUUGCCGCAUCCCGCGACCCGCCUAGCCUCCUUGCCUCGACCUUCUACUUGUUGGCGCGACACCCGCGUGUUUGGGACAAAUUGCAGGCCGAGAUUCGGGAGGUUUUUGGGGACGACCUGUCCAAUCCUAGAGAAGAGAUCAACAUGGCUACACUGAGCAAGAUGAGCUACUUACGCCAUGUUCUCGAUGAAGCGUUGAGACUGAUACCUCCAGUCCCCUUUAACAUGCGUGUGGCCCUUCGGGAUACGACAUUACCGAUGGGUGGCGGUCCGGACGGCAGUUCACCGAUCUUCAUUCGCAAGGGUGAUAGGGUUUGUUACAGUACGGCAGCCCUCCACAAGAGAGAGGACAUUUGGGGAUCCGAUGCCUGCGCAUUUCGACCGGAGCGGUGGGAAGAUCUGCAGCUACAGCCUUGUGAAUUCAUACCUUUCAAUUUCGGGCCCCGGAUCUGUCCUGGUCAACACUAUGCUAUCGCGCAGACCAGCUACGUUCUUGUCAAAGUCAUGCAACGUUUCAACGGGUUGGAACCAGCGCAAGCGGACCAGUUUCCUGUGACGCAGCCGAUAAUCGACGAGAAGCUGACGACAAGCCACUAUGACGGUGUUUCAGUCCGGCUGCUCAGGUCUGCCUCCGCUUAGCAGCGAGCUUUACUGCGCUUGAGAACAAGAGGAAGAGAGCGGCCACCACACCAUGGAUGAUGGUCGCCAGCUGAAUGUGAUAUAUACCUGAUUUUCGAGGCCUUCUGACACAAAAGAGACAUGGGGAUAGAUCUCUUGGACUUGAACCUGACUCCUGACUGCUGGAUGAGGGCAAGAGUUACUGCAGUGAUAGCCGGGCUCCGCGGGGUGAGUGGA
This is a messenger RNA of Aspergillus saccharolyticus JOP 1030-1, 1773 nucleotides long. Its product is annotated as cytochrome P450. The transcript is spliced from 4 exons. Bases 1 to 1557 code for a protein of 518 amino acids. Gene Ontology annotation, molecular function: iron ion binding; monooxygenase activity; oxidoreductase activity, acting on paired donors, with incorporation or reduction of molecular oxygen. Lineage: Eukaryota; Fungi; Ascomycota; Eurotiomycetes; Eurotiales; Aspergillaceae. The record is from RefSeq and is a predicted model, not a curated record.